GAUUUGGGCUUACGAAAUGCACAUCUGCUGACCGAGGGACGACCGCGAUUAGACGAUGUCCAGCGGGCGUUCGGAUUCUCCUCCACAGUUCUCACUCGAUGUGUAAUUGGCGUCGUCCUUGUCUUUGCUAUCAUCAUACCAACAGCAGCUGUUAUUCCCGAGACACUAAAUUACCAAAUGUUUCAAGCCUGGCCCCUUACAAAUGCUAAUUUCGCCUUUCAGAUGCAUAUUCUACUCAUCUGGCUUGCGGGUUCCGCGAUUUUCUGCCUCUUUAUGCCCAUCCUCUUUGAGGUGGAGAAUAUUUAUUUGGCUUACAAACGCCGACAAGAGGCAGAUAGACCGGACAGCUUCAAGCCAGGACAGUCGGCUACCUUCACACAGGGUAUUGUGGAAAAAAUAAAAUCGACGUACACAACCAUCAUGACACGCAUCGGGGAGUUCGACAACGAGACUGGCCUUCUGGAAGCCGGAUAA
This is a messenger RNA of Dibothriocephalus latus, 474 nucleotides long. The record is from the annotation of a GenBank genome assembly. Lineage: Eukaryota; Metazoa; Platyhelminthes; Cestoda; Diphyllobothriidea; Diphyllobothriidae.